Molecule: messenger RNA, 948 nt
Organism: Sitophilus oryzae (rice weevil)
Lineage: Eukaryota; Metazoa; Arthropoda; Insecta; Coleoptera; Curculionidae
Exons: 1
Coding region: 1-948 (315 amino acids)
Molecular function (GO): nucleic acid binding
Source: RefSeq, a predicted model, not a curated record
AUGGACGGUCACACAACACACACCAAAAAUCUGGAAGCCAUAACUCUAGCUAGAGAGAAUGGAAUAAUUAUGAUGUCAUUACCAGCUCACACCACAGAUGGGAUGCAACCGUGUGAUAUUUCAUUUUUUAAGCCCCUUAGCUCAUAUUACAACCAAGCAGCUGAUAAGUGGCUUCGUGCCAAUCACAGCCAAUAUAUUACACAAUUUCAAGUAUCAAGACUACUUGGAGAAGCGUAUGCUAUAGCAGCAUCGGUUGGAAACGCCGUUAGCGGCUUUGCAAAAUGGCCUUUAGAUCCCAAUGUUUUUGACGAUAGUGAGUUUGUUAGUCUUCCCAGUGAUAACAUGGAUUGCAUAAAUACCCUAAAGGACCAAAUAGAACCUAAAACACAAGCAGUUGCACAAGAAGUUUCUACUAGCGUCAAUAGCCGCUUGGAAAGCCCAUCUACCUCUACCUUGGAAGAAUCAGUGGAGGCAGAAUGUUCCACAUCAUCCCUACAAAAAUUUAAAUCUGUGUCCGAAAUAUCUCCUAUGCCAGUUUUGCGCCGAAAGACACGCACAGUCACUUCUAAUGGUACUGCAUUACUAACCAGCACUCCAUACAAGGAGAACCUUGAAGAACAACGUAAAAAGGUGGUUCGUUCUAAAACUAUUCGAAGUGUAUUUUCCUCCGCAAAGGGAACCACGAAAGGAAAAUCAUCUGCGUCAGCGCAAAAGACUCGUAAAAGGCACCGACCUUUGCUUCGGCCGCAGGAAUCGUCAAGUGAAUCUGACAACGAAGAUAGUCUUUGCAUUGUUUGUAUAUAUCCAUUUUCACAGUCCAUUCCAGGGGAAGAAUGGAUUCGAUGCACCUCAUGUAAAAAAUGGGCUCACUUGAAAUGCACUAAUGGCCGAAACAGUAUUUUUUAUUGGUGCAUAAAUUGUGAAUCUGAUCGCUCUGACAGUGACUAA